Molecule: messenger RNA, 888 nt
Organism: Phytomonas sp. Hart1
Lineage: Eukaryota; Euglenozoa; Kinetoplastea; Trypanosomatida; Trypanosomatidae
Source: the annotation of a GenBank genome assembly
AUGGAGGACGGGGGGAACCCGCUCUCCGGCGACCCCGACGCCGCCGGUGAGUCGGUGGGGCAGGGGAUCCUCAAGGCGCCCUUCGCCCGCGCCCUCGCCGCGAACGCGAGGGGGGGGAACGCGAAGGGCCUGGCCGCGACAACCACGCGGUCGCCGCGGGAGAUCCCCGAUCUGACGUCGGCGCCGAAAAAGGCCGCGACCGAUAACAUUUCGCGCCGAUCGCGAUCCUCGAUCGCCGGGCGGACCUUCAUCCAGGAGAUCCUCGGGCGCUACGGCGGGGACAGCCCGACAACAACGCUCGAGGACGAGGAAGAACGGGAAAGGGGGAAAAUAGAAGGGAACCAUGAAAAAGGUAAAGCAGGGGAAAAGGAAGAGGGGAAGGAGGACUGGUACGCCAGACGCGAUCGGCUGCGCGAGUUAAAACGGCGAGAGGAGGCGAUGUGGGGGUCGUCACGGGUGAUGCAGAGCCUAUUGGCGUGGAACAGUCGAGGGGACGGCGGGGGCCCCCCCGUGGCCUCCGCCUCCACGAACCAGCGCAUAGACGCCUCCGCAGGGGACGAGGGCGGCAAGAAAGAGGCCGCGGCUCGGCCUGCCAUUCCGUCUUUUAUUCCCCUCUACCUCAGCCCCAACGGGAUGACCGGUCCGGAGUCGAGUGCAGGGGGGAAACGGCCGCCACCGUGGGAAAACCGGGACAAUGGGUCGGGAACACGGAGUAGCUCCAUAGAUCUUUCCUCAGGCCUCCCGCGCGGAAAAGCGUUUUUGCAGGCUCAGGCCGAGAAGGAAACAGCCGCUUUGCAUUUUCAUUUCACAGUCGCCUCCGAAGUGGAAGCCAUGAGGGAGUACAUUCGCGCUGCAAUUCUUGAACGUGAAGAACUCGACUGCGAGUGA